Phoenix dactylifera (date palm) is the source of this 1472-nucleotide messenger RNA. NCBI's taxonomy places the organism in Eukaryota, Viridiplantae, Streptophyta, Magnoliopsida, Arecales, Arecaceae. The record is from RefSeq and is a predicted model, not a curated record.
AACAGGGAGCAAAGGAGGGGACCGGUCACCUUCCAAUCAUAUUCCUAUAACAACCACCGCAGCCCUUCCAAGUUCCAGUUCCCAUAGAGAGAAAGGAGAUAGAUAGAUAGAGAGAGAGAGAGAGAGAGAGAGAGAGAGAGAGAGAGAGAGACGACCAACAAAAAGAAGAGCAAAUGGCCCGGCUUGCUCCUCUAACAGAGGAGCCCAGUAGCGAAGAGGACUCCAAGAGCUUGUCCAAGAGGAGCCACUCCUUCCACAGGUGGCUAAAGAGCCAUUUGCCCCUCCUAUCCCCUAAGAGAUCCGAUCUCAAAAUUCUCCUCAGCGUCCUCGGCUGUCCCCUCUCCCCCGUCUCCAUCCUCUCCAAGCAACCUCACAACGUGGCCUCCUCGGCCCAGUACAUAAUCCAGCAAUUCCGGGCGACGACCGGGUGCGCAAAGAUAGAGGGGACCGUGAAGAGCAUGUUCGCUUCCGGCAGAGUGAAGGUGGUCAUGAUGGACGAGAACGGGCUGAGCUUGGCGGCAGGAGAUCAGCACAAAGGAUGCUUCGUUGUGUGGCAGCUGGUCCCCGACAUGUGGCUCGUCGACCUCGCGUUCUCAGGCCACCAGAUCGCGGCAGGCAGCGACGGCGAGGUGGCCUGGCGCCGCACCCCGUGGCUCGGGGCUCAUGCGGCACGGGGCGGAGUUCGGCCCCUCCGGCGAGCACUUCAGGGAUUAGACCCCGUGACCAUUGCGGCAGUGUUCUCCCCUUCCGAACACAUUGGAGAGAAGCACAUCGGUGACGAAGAAUGUUUCGUGCUGAAAUUAGAAGUCGACCGUUCGGCCUUGUUGAAUCGGAGCGAUAGCACUGCAGAUAUCGUCAAACACGUAAUGGUGGGGUACUUCAGCCAGCGCAGUGGCUUACUAGUUUAUCUCGAGGACUCCCAAUUGACACGGAUCCAAACCCCGGGAUCCCAAGCAACGUUUUGGGAGACCACCAUAGCAUCAAGCAUCGAAGACUACCGAGCGGUGGACGGCGUUAUGAUCGCCCACUCGGGCCGGACCACCGUGAACUUGGUGAGGUUUGGUGUCGGGGUGAAGGACGACUCGGUGGUGACGAGGAUGGAGGAGAUGUGGGGAAUUGAUGAUGUGGUCUUCAAUGUGCCUGGCCUGUCUGCCGACUACUUCAUCCCUCCAGAGGAGGUUAAGAGGAGCUACUACUAUGACACUGCCUUCGGUCAGCACUAGCCAAGCCCAUCCAAGAACCGGCAGUGGUAAAUCCUUUUGUUCUUUCUAUUAGGUAGUGACAUAGAUUAACUAUAAUAUUCCUCGUAUGGAGCUAUUUGACUUAUAAUUGCUCUCAUGAGAUGUGUGUGUGUGCAGUAUAUAGGAUAUGUGUGUGUGUGUGUGUGUGCGUGUGUGUGUGUAUGUAUACUGCACGUAGAUGCAAUAAGGCAUUAGUCUCUAUCCAAGCAAUUUUGUCUGCUUCUCUUUUCC